Rhizophagus irregularis DAOM 181602=DAOM 197198 is the source of this 1850-nucleotide messenger RNA. RefSeq lists its product as uncharacterized. Gene Ontology annotation, biological process: GPI anchor biosynthetic process. The record is from RefSeq and is a predicted model, not a curated record. Lineage: Eukaryota; Fungi; Glomeromycota; Glomeromycetes; Glomerales; Glomeraceae. Gene Ontology annotation, molecular function: alpha-1,2-mannosyltransferase activity. Gene Ontology annotation, cellular component: endoplasmic reticulum membrane.
AUGAAUAAAUUAAAUUAUCGCAAAAAAACCGACACGUCAAAUGUAAUUGAACAGAAAGAAAAUUUUAUUGAAGAAAGUGAAGAAAAUUCCAAAGAAAAGAGACCAUUAAAUUUAAUUUUAAAUGAUCAAAAUCGAUUAUUAAGUUGUUUAAUUUUAUUCCGAAUAAUAAAUGCUAUAUUUACGAAAACAUAUUUCAAUCCCGACGAAUAUUGGCAAUCAGUUGAAGUCGCUCAUUAUUUAGUUUUUGGAUACGGAUAUUUGACCUGGGAAUGGAAGGAGAAAAUAAGAAGUAUCGCUCAUCCUUUAUUAUUCGCAACUCUUUAUAAAAAUUUGGCAAUUCUCGGUCUCGACAAAGGGAACUUGUUUAUAUAUGCUCCAAGAAUUUUUCAAGCAGUAUUUGCAGGUAUAGGAGAUUUGUAUACUUAUAAGUUAGCAAAAAAGUUAUUUAAUGAAUCAACCGCAAAUUGGACUCUUUUCUGUUCUAUUGUUUCUUGGUUCAAUUUCUUUUGCUCUAUAAGGAUGUUAUCGAAUAGCAUUGAAACAGUACUGACUACUGUGGCAUUAUAUUAUUGGCCAUGGCCCUCUUUUUCAAAUUUUAUGAGUUGGAAUGAUCGAAUAAAAGCAUUACGCAUCUCGUUAACUUUAGCAGCAAUUUGUUGUAUUCUCCGUCCAACUAAUGUUAUUGUUUGGGGAUUUCUUGGUAUACAGUUAUUGUGGAAAACAAGGGAACAUCUUAUCUCUAUUAUUUUAAACACGCUCUUUAUCACAAUUAUUGCAAUUUCAACGAUAGUCUUAGUCGAUUAUACAUUUUAUGGUGAAAUAGUGUUUGUACCGAUUAAUUUUUUGUAUGUUAAUGUAAUACAAUCAAUUUCACUAUUUUACGGUUCACAUCCAUGGCAUUGGUAUUUAUCACAGGGUAUACCAUUUAUUACAACUACAUUAUUACCAUUCAUACUUAAAGGCAUAUAUGAUAUUUAUAAUGAUAAAAAAUUUCCUUCUUAUCAUCAUCAAUCUGUUAAAACAUUAAUUUGGUUAAUUAUAUUAAUGAUAUUUAGUUAUAGUUUAUUAAGUCAUAAAGAAUUUAGGUUUAUAUAUCCAUUAUUACCUAUUAUGAUAAUUUGCGCGGGAUAUUGUUUACGCGAAAUUUCUUUAAAAUAUCAAAAAAAAAUGUCGAGAAUAAUUGUGAUAUCCUUGAUAAUUACCAACAUACCAUUAGCUUUUUAUGCGAAUUUUAUACAUCAGCGUGGUGUUGUGGAUGUUAUGAAUUAUUUAAGAAAUGAAGCUAGAUCAGAAAAAGUUCAUGAAAUAGGAUUUUUGAUGCCUUGUAAUUCAACUCCCUUUUAUAGUAAUUUUCAUUUUAAUUUAUCCAUGUGGUAUUUAACUUGCGAUCCUCCUUUAAUGAGUAAAGAGAUUGAUAUUGAAAAUUAUGUUGAUGAAGCCGAUCAAUUUUAUAAUAAUCCACACGAAUUCCUUAAAACAUAUUUUGAGCCAAUUAAUUCAACAUCAUCGUCUACUGAUUUAAACCUUCGUAAAUGGCCAAAUUAUUUGAUAAUGUUUGAAGCUUUAUUACCCGAUUUAAAUCUUUUUCUCGAAAAACUAGAUUACAGAGAGUGCGCGAGAUUUUUUAAUUCUCACUUUAUUGAUGAUUGGAGAAGGAGAGGUGAUGUGAUAGCUUUUUGUAAAAAUUAAUAUGGUGAUCUAACUUUAAUAACUUUUGUAAAAAUUAAAAUGGUAAUUCAACUUUGCAAAUCCAAUUCAAAUUUCUUUAUUUGAAGAUAUGAGUUAGAGUAUUAGUAAAAUUGAUAUUAUUAUAUUAUUAUUUUUUUAUUAUUAUUUUAAAUCUCUAAUAA